GAUCCGCAAUUUUCUACUCAAUGAUUCAGAAGAUGAGGAGCUAAAAGAAAUUAUUCGUACAUUUUCUGGGGAAAGCAGCAACAGAGCACAAGAGACAAGGGAAAGAAUUCUCAUAGAUCAACAAGUUCAACAGACAAGGGCCCAAGGAGAGCAACAAGAACAGGAACAGUUCCAAAAGGAACAACAACAGCAAAAAGGAGGACUACCACAGGAAAAACCAGCAAAAGCAGGACAGGCUUUACGGAGAACAACAGGAGGAGGAGAGAUUAGAUAAAGAACACCUAGAAGAAGAAGAAAGGCUCCGUCGAGAGCAUCAGGAAGAAAAGCUGCGCAGAGAGCAGUGUGAAGAGGAUGAAAAGCUCCGCAGGGAGCAGCAACGUGAAGAGGAGGAAAGGCUUCACAGGCAACAUCAAGAAGAGACUCUGCGAAGAGAGCAACAGGAAGAAGAAAGGCAACGCAAGGAGCGUCAGCAGGAGGUUAGGCUUCGCAGAGAGCAGCAAGAGGAGAAAUUCCACAAAGAACAUCUGGGUGAUAAACUUUGGUGGGAGCAGGAAACUGAAAAACAACGCUGGGAUCAGCAGAAAUAUCACAGAGAUCAACACGACGAGAAAGCCUUUUAUAAUGACACCAUGCAGCCCCAUGUAGAGCCUGAGCUCCUUUCUGUUAGGCACAUUAAAGAGGACACUGAUGAAGGGAAAGACUCAAGCCAGACCCUUCCUGUUCGGCCUUCAGGGUGGGGCUGUCCACCGCUCGUACCACCUCCAAGUCCUUCUAGACCUAAGAGCCCAUGGGGAAGGCUUGACCCUUAUGACUCCAGUGAGGAGGACAGAGAGUAUGUUGGAUUUGCCACUCUACCGAACCAGGUGCAUAGAAAGUAUGUGAAAAAAAGGCUUUGAAUUCACUCUAAUGGUUGCAGGUGAAUCUGGUCUUGGAAAGUCAACCCUCAUCAACAGUCUUUUCCUGACUGAUCUCUAUCGGGGCCGUGAGCUGCCAAGCCCAGAAGAGCGAGUAACACAGACUGUGGAGAUUGUGAAGCAGACGGUGGACAUUCAGGAGAAGGGUGUUCGAUUACGGCUGACAGUUGUGGACACACCAGGUUUUGGAGAUGCUAUAAAUAAUGAGGAAUGCUGGAAGCCUGUCGCUGAUUAUAUUGACCAACAAUUUGAGCAAUACUUUAGAGAUGAGAGUGGACUAAACCGCAAGAAUCUCCAGGAUACACGAGUACAUUGCUGUUUGUAUUUUCUGUCUCCACUCGGACAUGGUUUGCGACCUCUAGAUGUAGAGUUCCUACGAGCACUACAGGACCGGGUGAACAUUGUGCCAAUUUUGGGGAAGGCAGACACUCUGACACCUAAAGAGCUUAUACUGAAAAAAACAAAGAUACGGGAGGAGUUGGAUUAUUUUGGCAUUCAAAUCUAUCAGUUUCCUGAUUGUGACUCAGAUCAAGAUGAAGAUUUUAAGAUUCAGGAUAUGGAGCUAAAGAAAAGCAUUCCAUUUGCUGUGAUUGGCUCUAACACCGUUGUGGAAGUUAAUGGGAAACGUGUGAGAGGUCGACUGUACCCAUGGGGUGUUGUAGAAGUGGAGAAUGAGAAGCACUGUGAUUUUGUCAAGCUGCGGACCAUGCUGAUUCGAACUCACAUGCAGGAUCUGAAAGAUGUGACCCGAGAGACCCACUAUGAAAAUUACCGGGCUCAGUGUAUCCAAAGCCUGACUCAGCGGGUGGUCAGGGAAAGAAACCGCAAUAAACUGACAAGAGAGAGUGGUACAGACUUUCCAAUCCCCAGUGUGCCCCCAUCUCCAGACCAUGAGACACUGAAACUCAUCCGGGAAAAGGAUGAAGAGGUCAGUGAUCAAUCUCUCUGGUAA
Messenger RNA from Staurois parvus, 1866 nucleotides. NCBI's taxonomy places the organism in Eukaryota, Metazoa, Chordata, Amphibia, Anura, Ranidae. The record is from the annotation of a GenBank genome assembly.